This is a messenger RNA of Syzygium oleosum, 3157 nucleotides long. RefSeq names its product cleavage and polyadenylation specificity factor subunit 3-I-like. Gene Ontology annotation, molecular function: RNA binding; 5'-3' exonuclease activity; RNA endonuclease activity. The coding region runs from base 712 to 2796 and encodes 694 amino acids. The record is from RefSeq and is a predicted model, not a curated record. Gene Ontology annotation, biological process: mRNA 3'-end processing by stem-loop binding and cleavage. The transcript has 8 exons. Lineage: Eukaryota; Viridiplantae; Streptophyta; Magnoliopsida; Myrtales; Myrtaceae. Gene Ontology annotation, cellular component: mRNA cleavage and polyadenylation specificity factor complex.
AAAACGGGGUUGGCUCCAUCUCUCCGAUCAUCUUCUUCAGAAACUUUCGCCUUAGAGCUUGGCCGCCGCCGUUAGCCUCCGCCGCUGACCACCGCGAAUUCCGACUUCAUUGCUCCUCAGUCGCCACCGUCCUUUCUCCCCCUUCGCCAACGUUCUUCUUCGUGAGAAAUGCACGCCGUACACGACACGAGAGAGAGACAGAGAGAGAUGAGGAAACUCGAGGGUGAACGCUUUGUGGGGAGUUGAUUCUUGGAAUCCGCUCGUCGUCCCCGAAGUCGCUAACCAUCGUUCGCUGCUGCUGUGCUGACUAGCGAUUCGGGAGGAGAACCUGGACUUGCUCUGUUCUGCUUUGCUCAGCGACCCAGGAAUAUCGAGGUGGGAAAAUCGCGCUGGGGACACGCUCGAUACCCGUGACUCCGAUCACUGGAGAUAAGCCAAACUCCCAUCGUUGAUCUAGUCGCCCAUCGUAGCUCUGUUUCCACACAUCGCCCAGGCGGGCAAGCGGCUGGGGAUUCUAGGGCUGUAGCUCAACUUUGCUCUCCCUCCCGCUCUGCAUUCUGGCGGUCUCUGGAGUUCUGUGAGUGUCUCUUGUCUACACUCCAAUCUGCUUCUCUCGGCGUUAGGUUUUCUUGUCAUAUGGUGGCGGAAAUUUGAAUGGCAGUACAUUCCUGGUGAAGCUGAAGGGCCUGUUGCGAAUACUUCUUGCCAUAUAUGGCUUCCGCAGGACAGGCGCCGUCUCUGAAGAGGCGGGAUCCGCCGGCCGGGAGAGUAGGCGACCAGCUGAUCAUUACUCCCCUCGGUGCGGGCAAUGAAGUGGGUCGGUCCUGCGUCUACAUGUCUUUCAAAGGGAAGACUGUGUUGUUUGAUUGUGGAAUUCAUCCUGCUUACUAUGGAAUGGCUGCUCUUCCGUACUUCGAUGAGAUUGACCCUUCGACAAUUGACGUCCUUCUAAUUACUCACUUCCACUUGGAUCACGCAGCUUCCUUACCAUACUUUUUGGAAAAGACUACAUUUAAAGGACGUGUCUUCAUGACUCAUGCUACAAAGGCUAUAUACAAGCUGCUUUUGUCAGAUUAUGUAAAAGUGAGCAAGGUCUCAGUUGAUGAUAUGCUUUAUGAUGAACAAGAUAUAUUGCGUUCAAUGGAUAAGAUUGAGGUAAUUGAUUUCCACCAAACAGUUGAAGUGAAUGGGAUUCGAUUUUGGUGUUAUACUGCUGGCCAUGUUCUCGGUGCUGCAAUGUUCAUGGUCGAUAUUGCUAGUGUACGAGUCCUUUACACUGGUGAUUAUUCCCGUGAAGAAGAUAGGCAUCUCCGAGCUGCAGAGAUUCCUCAGUUCUCACCUGAUAUCUGCAUAAUUGAGUCCACUUUUGGAGUGCAGCUUCAUCAACCUCGUCAUAUUCGGGAGAAACGGUUCACUGAUGUCAUCCAUUCUACUGUUUCUCAAGGAGGUAGAGUCCUUAUCCCUGCAUUUGCUCUUGGUCGUGCUCAAGAACUUCUGUUGAUCCUUGACGAGUUCUGGUCCAACCACCCUGAGCUCCAUAAUAUUCCUAUAUAUUAUGCUUCCCCCCUUGCAAAGAAGUGUAUGGCUGUUUAUCAAACAUAUAUCAAUUCCAUGAAUGAGAGGAUCCGUAGCCAAUUUGCAACAGCAAAUCCUUUUGACUUCAAGCAUAUUUCGCCGCUAAAGAGUAUUGAGAAUUUUAAUGACGUCGGGCCAUCAGUUGUUAUGGCUAGUCCCGGCGGGCUUCAAAGUGGGUUAUCGCGUCAACUAUUUGACAUGUGGUGCUCUGACAAGAAAAAUGCUUGUGUCAUUCCUGGAUAUGUCGUGGAAGGGACUCUAGCAAAGACCAUCAUCAAUGAACCGAAGGAAGUCACUCUGAUGAAUGGUCUCACUGCUCCUCUUAACAUGCAAGUUCAUUAUAUUUCCUUCGCUGCCCAUGCUGAUUUUGCUCAGACAAGCGCGUUUUUGGAUGAGAUAAUGCCUCCAAACAUCGUUCUUGUUCAUGGAGAAGUAAAUGAGAUGGGAAGGCUCAAACAGAAGCUAGUUACUCAGUUUGCUGAUCGCAACACCAAAAUCAUGAUGCCAAAGAAUUGUCAAUCAGUUGAAAUGUACUUCAAUUCAAUGAAAAUGGCAAAAACUAUUGGGAGGCUGGCUGAGAAGACCCCAGAAGUGGGUGAGACUGUUAGUGGCCUUCUGGUAAAGAAAGGCUUCACUUAUCAAAUAAUGGCACCUGAAGAUCUUCACGUUUUCUCUCAGUUGUCUACAGCAACUACUAAUCAGAGGAUCACAAUUCCUUAUACAGGUGCGUUUGGUGUAAUAAGCCACCGGCUGAAGCAGAUAUAUGAAAGUGUGGAAUCUUCAGUAGAUGAGGAAUCUGGCAUUCCCAUGUUACGUGUGCAUGAUCGAGUAACAGUGAAGCAGGAAUCUGAUAAACAUAUUUCACUGCACUGGAAUUCGGAUCCUAUAAGUGACAUGGUUUCAGAUUCCGUUGUUGCUCUUGUCUUGAACAUAAGCCGUGAAUUUCCCAAGGUCGUGGUUGAAACAGAGGCUAUGAAAACUGAAGAAGAAAGUGAGAAAAAGGUAGAGAAGAUCUUUCAUGCACUUCUAGUUUCUCUCUUUGGGGAUGUGAAAUUUGGUGAGAAUGGAAAGCUGGUGAUAAAUGUGGAUGGGAAUGUAGCGCAUCUGGACAAGCAGAGUGGGGAUGUGGAGAGUGAAAAUGAAGGCCUUAAGGAAAGGGUAAGGACUGCAUUUCAGCUAAUCCAGAGUGCUGUAAAGCCAAUAUCCUUGCCAGGUUCUUAGGUUUGUGAAGACAGCCUGUGUGCUACAUGGGAAGGUGCAUCCAUGCGGUUAUGCCGAGGCUUUGUGAUGUCUAGCUUUCACGUACCAAGGAACGGCCAAAUCACGAACUUUGUCAUCAUUGCUUUACUCGUGACGAGUUGAUGGGGAAUUGAUGAGUAAUUGGGUAAAAAUUUUGUGCUUGGGUCAUACUUAGCUGAGAUGACAAGUGGGGCGAUAUGGUCCUUUUUACCCGAGUUUGGGUUUGUCUCACUAAUCUGUACCCUUUUGAUUACAAUUCUGUCGGUUAAACCAAACGAUGGUGUAUCGGUAUGUCCCAAAUCCUCGGCAUUUAAAAGAGUUUGGAAAUUAUGAGAUCCCAAAA